Messenger RNA from Ogataea polymorpha, 456 nucleotides. RefSeq lists its product as uncharacterized. The transcript has 2 exons. Lineage: Eukaryota; Fungi; Ascomycota; Pichiomycetes; Pichiales; Pichiaceae. The record is from RefSeq and is a predicted model, not a curated record. Bases 1 to 456 code for a protein of 151 amino acids.
AUGAGACCCACCGAAUUAGGAAGAGUCGAGGAGCUGCAAAGCGACAGCUACCAGGAAGAUUUCUGCGACUGCCACGUCUGCGCACUCCAAAACACAUUUAUACGACACAUUGCGCCACUGUUUGUUGCUGGCCUGCUGUUGCCUCCGGUGCUGCUUGCCGUUGUUGGUGCAAGGAUGUACUGCUGGUUUUACGACGAGUGGAAUCUUGGCCGAUCUGUUCGCAAGUCACGGCCCAGCGACGAUGGAAGCCGGUACGAGGACAAGAGCGUGGUUUCCGACCCGUUUGCGGACCCCACAGAUGGUUCAGGUGCCGACACUGGCAUCGAGGCGCGCUGGGAUGCGCACUGUCGCGUGCAAGAGGGCAUGUCUCGGUGGUCAGGUCGUGCUCUGAUUGGUCUGUUUGCGCAGGCGUGUUUGGGGAUGGUUGUUGCACUUGCUCUGACACAUCGGCGCUGA